Molecule: messenger RNA, 14892 nt
Organism: Paramuricea clavata
Lineage: Eukaryota; Metazoa; Cnidaria; Anthozoa; Malacalcyonacea; Plexauridae
Source: the annotation of a GenBank genome assembly
AUGGCAUCAUUCAAGCUUGUAAAUAUAGAGGAAGUCAGCAAAUUCGUUCAACGUUGUAUGUGCUGUGUUGGAACAAAUCCUGAGCAUGCUCGACAACUUGCAGAGUUACUGGUUGCUGCAGAUUGUAGAGGUCAUUUCAGUCAUGGUUUAAAUAGAUUAGGUAAUCUUUUCAUAUUUAAUAUUUUUACACUCGAGGAACUUUUCGUCUUCCUCCAGGGUGCCGAUACGUCGACAGUGCAAUUAAUAAUGCUGAUAUUAAAAAUAUUUGGGGGCUAAAACCCUCAUGUUAAAACCAGACUGUAAAGUUUGGCCUGCGCGGGGAAUGCAUUCUCCGCCGAGUUCUCCGCGCAGAAAUUUUAGCUGAAUUUCUAGAAAUCCGUGCACUUUCAAGAAAAUGCUACAAAAUCUCCAUAUUUUUGAUGAACUAAUGAUUUUUUUGUCUCUUAUGUGUUGGGCCUUGCGAAAAGAGGUAGAGAGAACUCUGAAAAUGCCAUUUCAGACGAUUUUAAUAGGGGGAGCAUCGAUACUCAACUUGCCACGAGAAACGUCAAUUUGACGUUUCUUUUUCAUACCCACCCACCCACCCUAGAAACGUCAAUCCGUGGCAAGAAAAAAACAAGUGUGAAUAUUCAAAAAUACUUGUAAUAACAAAUAAAUAUAAAGCUUUGAUUUACCGUCUUGCAAAGUAAGAAAGUUUGUUUGUUUGGUAUAUUUUCCUUGACUAGGGAAAACAUUGUACAGGUUUGUGUUUUUAAAGUACGUAUUACAAACAGAAUUUUAUAUUAUACAAAAGAAUUUUAUAUUGUACUUUUAUAAUAUUCAAAAGUGUCAAACUGCCACAGGCAAAACGUCAAAGAAAAUAACCCACACACCCACAAACGUCAAAUUGACAUUUCUCGUGGCAAGUUGAGUAUGGAUGCUUCCCCUUAGGGCCUGUUCAUAUGGGCAAAAGUUAUCCCGGUUAAUGAGAAAACUUUUCGACUAGCCAAAUACUUUUGUUCUGUUCAUAUGGAGAAACGUUAUCUAGUUUUCGGCUGUGACGUAGCACUGAACAUCAAUUGAAUUGAAAAGUUGCUGACACGACAGAAAGUUAUCCCGCUAAGCGGGAAAGUUGUGUUCAUAUGGGAAAAACAUUAUCCCGGUCACCGAGAUCUUGCCUGUCAACAAACGAGAUCUCGGUACACGGGAAAACUUUUUGUCUCAUAUGAACGCAGUGUAACUUUUCAUAUUAUUUUCAUACCAAGGCGAGAUCUCGCUUGUAAACUUGUCGAAAAGUUUUCUCGCUAACCGGGAUAACUUUUGCCCAUAUGAACAGGCCCUUAGAGACUCCAUAUUUUCGAAAUUUUCUGAAAUGUUCUGCCAUAGGUAGCCCAGACACUGUGCGAUUUAAACUUAAAUGCUUGGCAUACUUAAUUACCCCCUGCGGUGGUAAGUGGACAUCAUCUUUAAGAGACCCACCAAGGGGUUAUGCUUGGCAUAAUUAAUUACCUCCUGCGGUGACCAGUAAGUGGACAUCAUCUUUAAGAGACCUUCAAGGGGUUAUGACCGACAGGCGACAUUCCUUAAAAAGAGGUGACAGACUAUCUAAAAAGAGCGACAAACAACAAUUUAUGACUGGGAAAAAGUUACUGUUCAUGAUUUGUGUUGUGGAUCAAAAGUGACAGCGACAUUUAUUACAAUAAAACAAGGCGACAAAGCAGCCACAAAAUGAGUGAUAAGCGACCUGGUUUACACCCUUGGUGGGCCUCCUUUAAGUAUGCCGGGAAAUGUAAUAACCUAGAUGUCAAUUAAAAUGGGCUAAACCAAACCCUUCCUUAGAACUGGCUGGCCCUCAUGUUGGGGAACCUAGAUAGCUCUGCUUUUCAAGAUUUUUACCCCUCUGGAAUGUGAAAAUAGAAAUGCUCUGGAAAUACAUCAACACUUUAACCCUUUAAUUUAAGAGCUAGGCUAUAUGUUUUCUACUUUAUUUACUCGACUCAUAGAGGGGAGAGACUACAUGCAUGCCAGACUGCAGAGUCUGGCAAAUGCACACACAAGAUUUUUUGGCCAAUGUAGCAUGCACGCAGGCCCAGCGAACAUGGAAAGUACAAAAUACUGGGUCUUGCUUGCAGGCCCACUAUUCUUCCCUUGGUGGGCCUGCACGCGGGCUAUGGCCAAUAUAUGGUAUCGCACACUAAUUAACAUAUAUUUCAGAUUUUUUCCAGUUUUGUCAUGCAUUAAAAUAAGGACUUCUAAGACAAGUGUAAUAAUAACAACCACCUGAAAAUUGUGAAUGUUGAUUCAUGGGUGCAAAAAAGUUCAUUACCCUUUAAGUGGCAAUGCACCCUACUUUAGUAUUUUACUCUGUCUAAUGCCAGAGUAUUUUACUUUGUCUAACGUUAGAUGAUUUUACUCUUCAAGUGGAGAGUGCUGCCACUCAAUGGGUUUUAGAAUAAAACUGACCAUGUAUCCUCUUGACCCCUUAAGUGGCAAAUUAAUGCACCCCGAUGCGGCCUACUAAUAUUAUUGUAUUUUACUCUGUCUAAUGCCAGAGUAUUUUACUUGUCAAGUGGAGAGUGCUGCCACUCAGUGGGUUAAAGUUUUGAAUUUCUAUCUACAGCAGAGUUUUGCGAUCAUCAGGUUGUCAUGACUGAACAAAACCAUAUAGCAUGUAAGCAUGGGCACAUAAGAAAUUUUUUGAAAUUUGGAGUCUCUACAUUGUCAGAAAUGGCAUUUUCUAGUGCACACUUUUCCAUUUACAACUCAAUUACAAGGACAUGUAAAUUAAUUUUUCCUUUUACAAGGACACAAAGUGUUCAAAACAUUCUAUUUUGUGUUGUAUAAUAUUAAAUUUUUAAAUAUGUAUAAACGAAAUAUAUAUUCUUGUUUGUUCAUCAGAAUUUGGACCAAUUUUUGAAAAUUUUAGUUAUUUGUACAGUACAAAUAAAUAAAUUUCCUCAUUUUCAUAGAUUGGGUUAUUCCAGAAAACAUUCCAGGAAAUUAGAAGUUAGCCCCUCUACUCCUUUGGAUAUCCCAGUGCAUUGUAGUAUAUUUAUAUCUCCCCCUCUGGACGGGGAAAAAUUACAUAGUACAUGAAAUGUAGUCUGAUAUUAUUUUUGUGUCUCACAGCCUCAUAUCGCAGCAAAAAUCAUGCAUGCACACACAUUUAUUUCAAAGAUAUGGUUGAUGCAUGGUUGCCUGAUUGUUGGAAGGAGUGACAAACAAUAGCUGGUAGAUUUUGCUUCUUCAGUCUUCACUUGCCUGCACACCCUUUUUCAAUCAAUCCCUGCACCUGAAGGCCUGUUUACACAUGCAAUUUUUGCUGCAGUGUUAAUUAUUUGCAGUAAAUCAUUUUCUUUUUCUGAAGGAUGUAAAUGAGUGGAUGAGUUAACCACUUGUUCACAUCCAUCAGAAGACAAAAAUCGCUCCUAAAAUCGCAGAAAAAAAGUGAUGGUCCUUCACUCAGGAAUUUCGUUUGCUAGAAGGCACCAUUGUUUAAUUUCUUUUUUGGUAUGAAAUUUAAUCAUUUCAAUGAGUUUGUUCAAGAUAACUUUUGUGUUGUUCAAACACAUGUUGGUUAACUAUUUUCUUCCAUACUUGCUUAGAUUGAAACUAAUAAGAUAAACUCUGUUAGAGUCUCCAUAUAUUAACUUAGGUACCCGGACAUUUUGCCGAAAGACACUUUGCCGAAAGACAUUUUGCCGAAAGACAUUUUGCCGAACGGACACUUUGCCGACGGACGUUUUGCCGAACGGACGUUUUGCCGAACGGACAUUUUGCCGAACGGUCAUUUUGCCGAUCGGACAGUUUGCCGAAAAGACAACUUGCCGAAAAUAGAGAUGUUAUUUCGUCAAAAUGUUUGGGACUGUGACUCGUUUCUCAACAGUGUAAUUAUCAACCAUUGAGUAAAAUAACCAUUAUAUGGUCAUUAGCAUUGCAUAAUGGUCAUUAGCAGCGCAUAUAAUGGUCGUUAGCGGUGCGUAACUAUAUUGACUAUUGGUACCUUGUUUGUGCAACGGAUGAUUCAUUUGCUAGGAACGUGUUUUGACGUCAGGUCGUAAACAAACAAGACUUUGGUGUGUAUAAAGACACUGAACGACGUAAGCGAAUUUCACUUCGAGAAUCAUGGAAUACAUUCACAGUUCUCGGGGAAAUCGCAUUCAUGAAUAGUACAGUACAGUAUGAAUGAUUUUGAAUGAUGUUAUUCUUUUAUAUAUCAUUAAAUUUCGGUAAACUUAAUUGAAAGAAUAUAAAACGAAACUAUACUUCACUAUCGACAAUGACUUUAAUUUAAUUAAUCACAGAAACUUUGACCGUAUAAACGAACCUUUAGAUAGAUAGAUAGAUAGAUAGAUACUUUAUUGCGUGUUCCCCUAAGGGCUUUUCAACACUACAUUACAUAUUAAAAUUACUAUAAAUUACUUCUAAAACUACCUAUGUUACAUAUACUUAUUUAAAAUUAGUUAAAAUAUGUACAAAAAGUAUGAAAUAUUAAAUAUAUUUAAUAGAAUUCUUUUAGUAAAAUCUCUCUAAGUUUUUUCUUAAAAAUUGUUAUUGAUGUAAUAUUUUUUAGUUUAUCAUCCAAGUCAUUCCAUAUUUUAGCACCCCGGUAAUUAAAUGUUCUUUGACCUGCAGCAGAUUUAUACAGAGGGAUGUCCAAGAGGUCAUGAUUUCUUGUCGAUCGAUCAUGUAUGUCGGAACGCUUUAUAAAUUUAUCUACUAGGUAGUCAGGUGCAAGCCCAUUAAAACACUUGUAAGCCAUUACAGUAUCUCUUUCCAAUAAUAACUUUUCCACUGGCAACCAAUUUAGUUUGCGCAACGCCGGAGUUAUGUGAUCGAACUUUCCUACCCCUGAUAUAACUCUGCACGCGAAGUUCUGCACUGAUUGAAGUUUAUUGAUAUUGUUAGAUGACGUGUUGGACCACACCGUAGAGCAGUACAGAAGCUUGUUAAUUACAAGUGUCUCAAUGACCAAUUUUAAUGUUUCAUUAUCGAAACUAUCCUUCACGCGAUUUAUUUGACAUAGUUUUCUCAUACACGACAAAACGAGUUUAGAUAUGUGGUCGUCGUAGGAUAGGUACGAAUCCAAAUUGAUUCCCAAAUCUUUAGCUAAUAAAACAGGUCUUAUAGUCUUUCCUAAAAAUGUUAGCGAUAUUUCUGUAGGUACGUUCUGCAGCAUGGGUCUUGAACCUUUAAAGUUCAGAAGAUAUAUCUAUUUUCGGCAAGUUGUCCGUUCGCCAAACCGUCCGUUAGGCAAACUGUCCGUUCGGCAAAAUGUCCGUUCGGCAAAACGUCCGUUCGGCAAAACGUCCGUCGGCAAAAUGUCCGUUCGGCAAAAUGUCUUUCGGCAAACUGUCUUUCGGCAAAGUGUCUUUCGGCAAAAUGUCCGGCCACCCUGUGAAUAGGCUCUAAGAGACAUAAAAAAGUAGUGGAUUUUCAGACGGAAAAGUAAAUUUCAAAAUCUACUAUUCCGGUUGUAUAGUAGAAGCAAAUGUAAAUUUCGACCCCAGUGUGGUGAAAAAUUGUUCAGAAGAUAGAACUUGUCAGAACGUUUACUAUAUUGUUUUAGAAAUGUACGUCCGUGAUGUAAAGGAAGGAACGACAUUACCUGAUGGUCAACCAAUUAUUGAUAAAGAAACAGUUUCAACUGCUUUGGUUAAUGCUAAUAAUAUCUUAGGACCCGUAAGUGGAUAGUACAAAUCUUGAAGAAUAUCUUGAUUUAUAAUAGUUUGGGGCGUGCAUGAUUCUUGUCUCUUUCGAAAAUACCGUGCAUCCCGGUACGGUCAGUAAUACACAAUAUAAUAACUACAGUGAAACACGCAAUUUGAUUGGCCAAUAGCCGUGCAGGAUCAGGCUAUCUUGCACAAGGAAUUAAAAUGCCUUCGCGGGAUUCUCAAAAUGUCAUUGUUUCACAGACGUGACUGUAGUUAUUUUAUAAAACAAUUACCAACUGGUUUUCCAAGCAGGAUAGCGUGAUCCAUGCACUUGGGAUGUUGCUCGACUUUCGGAAAGCGUAAAAAUACACUCGCCUGUGGCUCGAAUAUCUCGCGACAUCCCUCGUGCAUGGAUCACGCAAUCCUGCACAGAAAACCAUUCGGUAUUCUUUAUUAAUUCACGCUGUAUAAUGAACAAGGUCACUAACAUAAAUAUUACUUUCAAUUUAUCAAGGUGAGCAGUAAUUUCUGUAUGGAUCUAGCAAUGAAGAAAGCUAAGGAGACUGGUGUAGGAUGGGUCACAUGUCAUGGUAAGAUCUCCAUUUAGAACAUGCUUCUGUGUUUUCCAUAAGAAUUUUAUCGGAUUGAAAGUUAGAGAAUUCACAUCAAGUUAUUCCCUUUUAUCCAUGGAUACCCUUAAUAAAAAGUGUAGCUGCAAGAAUGUGUUUAUAUAAAGAUUGAUCUUUAGUAAAGUAAGUUACUUUGUAGCUUAUUGAUCAACCUGGUUGUGAAUUCUUGUGAUCACACCAACCACGCAAGCCAGGGUCUUUACGGUCUAUACAUGCUAUACCCUGUCUACGAGGUUGUGAUCACACAUGCUUCAAGAUUCAUAAAUGACCAUCUUCUGGUUGUUCAUUCUAAUUUUUCAUUAAAGGUGCAAAUCAUUUUGGCAUUGCUGGUUACUACAGCAUGAAGGCAGCCAAACAAGGAUUAAUUGUGAGUUGCGCUUGUCUACGUCUGGCCCGAAAAUGACAGAAAACUAGGAGGACGUUCUUGGUGAAAUUGCGCUGUGUGUGACGUCGUACAUUAUUAUACUUUAUAGUAAACUUACGAACCAACUUUUCCAUUUCGAACUAUAGUUUUGUUCUUUAAGUAUCAGCGAUGAUUCUAUUGAAUAUUGAAAGUUGUUUCUAUAAAGAACCAUGUGCAUGUGUGUAACCCAUUUAUAUUUCUGUGCAUUUGGACAUUUUGUAGGGUAUGGCAAUGACUAAUACUUUUCCACUGAUGGUUCCAACCAGGGCAAAAACGGUAGGUACAAUCAAAAGGGUCGUUCAUUUUAUUUGUUACAAAUAUUUGUACUUAAUAAGUUCACGAAACGUUUUGUUAUGAUUGCAGAAAACGCUGGGUACAAAUCCAAUAUCAGUGGCAGCGACUGGCGAGAAUAAUGAAAGUGACAUGUUUGUUUUAGAUAUGGCCACUACAUCUGCAGCUCUAGGAAAGGUAAACGACGUAUACAGUAGUAUAUUGGCACUGUCCAAUACAGUAAAAACCUGGGCAAAAGAACCACCAUUUCGUAUGUCAGGCUGAAGUAGUUCUUAUAUAAUAGCUAUGUCGAUGCGAAUCUGCGAUAUACUCGCUCGACACCGGCAGGGAUGAACCAAAUUAAACAACACUUUGUACUCGUUUAUAUUAUAAUUAUUACCGUUAUACAUGUACGUUAACCGUUUACAACAUAGUACUGUACAAAAACGUUGUAACUAUAGUACAAGAUCGGUAGAAUUAGAAAGCUAAGUAGUUCGUUCAAUGUACGUUAAUCACUAAUGAAGUUCUCGUCUAGACGACCUAGCUGUUAAAUAUUAGCGGUUUGUUAUAUAUGAAUAUAUUACAUGAUUAUACAGGACACAAACAAGUCAGAAUUGAAAGGCUAAUAUGCAAAUAGCUAUCCUAAAUUUGAAUAAGUAUCUGUAACUAUCUUAAAUUAAACAUUAACAAUAAGCUAUAUAUUUUUGGCACUAACAUUAGGCUCCCCUAUAAGAGAAUAUCCUGCUCUUAUAUUCAAUAUAAUUCCAGUUAGUGCAUUUUUCUUUUUAUCUAAAAACUGUCCGUUCUCCUUCAAAUAUAAAAAAGUGUAAAAUAAAUUACUACUAUGGGUAAAAAACAAUCAAUGAAAUCUACUUAAUGUUUUGUCCAUCUAAAUUUUCGUCGUUUUCCAUCAACAGUACCAGUUUAUCAAUUGGACGUUCUUGGGUGGAAAAUGAUGACUUGAGCGUCACUGAACGAACGAAUCCUUCGAAUCUUGCCUUACGUUGACCACUCGUGCCAUAGGCCAAUCAUUUCUUGCGGUGUUUUCAUCUUUAAUAAGAACAAUGUCUCCAAUUUCGAUGUUUCUUUUAGGCUGAUUCCUCUUCGUUCUCGCUUGUAAGGUUUGCAAAUAUUCUCUUUUCCAUCUUGUCCAAAAUAUGUUCGCCAUGUAUUGGACUCUUCUCCACCUCGUUCGAAGAUAAACAUCAUCCUUUUGAAAAUCACCGGGGGGAGGCAUAACCACCUUAGAUUUCAUGGUCAGAAUGUGAUUGGGUGUCAAAGGUUGGAGAUCUGUGGCAUCACCGGAUGGGAAGGUUAACGGGCGGCUAUUAACAAUACAUUCCACUUCGGUCAUUAGAGUGCGUAAGGAUUCAUCAUUUAGGGCGUGUCCGUAAUCGCGUAGAAGAGAAGACAAAAUCGAUCGAACUGUACGGAUCUGCCUCUCCCAUACUCCUCCCAUAUGCGAAGCGGCUGGUGGAUUUCGGUUCCAAUUGAUCAACCAAUCUGCGUUGAACUCUUUUGAGGAAAUUUCCUGUAGUCGUUUAUGGUCCAUUUCUUCUAAUGCUGACUUGAGUUCCCUUUCAGCACCGAUAAAGUUGGUUCCACGAUCUGAUCUCAUUUGACGUACAGGUCCAACUCUGGCGACGAAUCGUCUUAAGGCACAUAUGAAUGAAUCACUCUCUAGAGAAAUCGCUGUUUCAAGGUGGAUCGCCCUGCUGGCAAGGCAUAUGAACAAUACACCAUAUCUCUUCAACUGCUUACGGCCUCCUUUCACGAGAUACUGGCCAAAGUAGUCCACAGCGCAGUAAGUAAAUGGCGGUGCUGGUGUGACACGAUCUUUGGGUAAAUCGGCCAUCAUUUGCUCACCGACGACGGCACGCAAUCUUCGACACCUAACGCACUUCGAUAUAUAAUGUCUAACUGCCGAGUUUGCAUUUGUUAUCCAAUAUUUGCUUCGGAGCUCGUUUAGGGUAUUUCCUCUUCCCGCAUGUGCAACCUCGUGGCUAUGACGGAUAACCAAAGUCGUGAUAUGGCUUUUCUUCGGUAAUAUUACAGGAUGCAUAAGAUCUUCGAGCAAGCUUCUUGAUUUGCCUAAUCUGCCCCCGACACGUAACAGUCCGUUUCUAUCGAUCAACGGGUCCAGUCGGAACAAGGAACUAAUCGUUUUGAUUUUUUCUUUUCACUUCUAAUCUUCGCUCUUGGAUCACUGUGGUUCUCAGCUAAUACUUCUUUAAGGGCAGCAAUUCCAUUGGAAAAGGAAUCAUUUUGAGCCAAUUUCAGGAUCACUAUUUCAGCCUUUUCCAUUUCGUCAACUGUAAUUGGUCUAGGUUUCUGUUCUGAUAUCUUCUUAGCAUUGUUCCUAGUCAUCGGAAUGGACGACUUGCGCUUUAGACUAAAUUUUAAUCUAAGUAAGAACAACGAAAUAUAUCACCACAGCUAGAAAGAGCGUCUUGGAAUUAGUAAUAUUACAAAGUUUGGUUGCGAAAUGUUGUAGAAUACGGAAAAUAUAGCCCUUCAAAGUUGGCAAAUUUGUAUACUUUUGUAUUACGUGCGUAAUUGGUAACUAAAUUAGUUACCAAUUUCCACACGUAAUAGAAAUGUUUACAAAUUUGCCAACUUUGCAGGGCUAUAUUUUCAGUAUUUUACAACAUUUCGCAACCAAACUUUGCAGUUUUUCUAAUUUUGAUAACUUCUUUCCGAAAAUAUCCUUUGUUAUUCCCAGAUUAAAAAUUUUUCUAAAGCGCAAGUCGUCCAUUGCUUGCUCGUAUUUUCGCUAAAGUGACCGUAGCAACCACGCAACGACUUUCUUCACACGCGACCACUGCGAGAAGUAUUCCAAACGCUUCAGCAAGUCAUUUUGUUCAAUUAUCGUUGUAUGCGCAGUUUUGAUCUCUAGGUCGUAAUCGCCGAUUUCCUUAACUGUUUCGGGAUAUUCUGGCCAUUCGAUCUCUGGUCUCCAUAAGAAUUCUGGUCCUCUUAUCCAGCGCUGCUGUUCGAGAAAACUGUGAAUUUCCAUACCGCGUGAGGCGUCAUCGGCUGGAUUUUCCUUGGUAUCCACAUAUCUCCAUUGAUUCAGAUCAGUUCUAUCUCUGAUAGCUUGAAUUCGAUUGGCGACGUAUCGUUUUAACAGCUUUAUUGAACGAUGUUCAAACGGCAAGAGUGCGAACGGAUCUCAAGACCCAUGCGAGGCACUCACCCUCUUGAAUUUUGUUUACAUCUAAUAUCAUUAUAUUUACGACAAUAUUAUAAAUUGGUAAACAUAUACCAGCUGAUUAAUAUCAAAUAGGUCGCUAUUGCACCACAUUUAAGUCAUACAUAAUACAGAUUUGUAUAAUCAUGUUAAAAAUUUAAAAGCUGAAUUAACUAUUUCUAUGGCAUGAACAGCUACGAUACAAAGACCACGUACAGCACAUGUCAACAUCAAAACUACUACUUAAUAAAUUGAAGUAUGUUCUUGAUAAGAAGGAUUUAAACCUUGCCAAACUGCGAAGAUCUCCAGGAGAGAAGCAAUUUUGCAAGUAUGAUUCCAGAGUGGAACAAUACGGUUAAAGAACGAUGACUGAAAAGUGCUACUUUUACAUGACGGAACUUUAAGCACUAGAGAGUCUGAAGGAUUAUUACAAUUACGGGUACGACUAUGAUUAACAAAUGACACAAAAUCGAAAACAUCCAAAUCAUAAAAACCAUGCACAGUUUUAAACAUAAAUGUCAAAUCCUUAAUUUCCCUGUCAAACGCCAGUGGUAAAAGAUUCAGAGCCAGCAAUCUGUCCUUGUAGGUCAUGUCACCUUUCUUCGAUUGAAGGAUCCAUCUUGUUGCACGCCUUUGGACUUGCUCCAGAUUUAAUUUGUUAUUAUAUUGGGAGGGAGACCAAACCUCUCUGGCACGCCGGAUACUGCGGUCUGUUAGCAAGGGGCAUGUUCUUCUAAGCAAACCAAGCAACCUGUUCGCCUUGACUUUUAUUUUAUUGAUAUGGGUUGUCCAUGAAAGGUUACUGGUCACUGUGAUUCCCAGAUCAACGUCAUUCACACGCUUCAAUUCGGAUGAUCCCAGAUAAUAUUCGAAAAGAAAAGGUGUUUUACGGCGGGAGAAUGUCAAUAUUUUACAUUUUGAGGGAUUAAAAUUGAUGUUGUUAUCCUUACUCCAAACAUCCGCACACGACAAAGCUUCUUGUAACUGUGAACAAUCCUCUGGAGUUGAGAUUUCUCUAUAUAGUUUGGUAUCAUCAGCAUACAGUCCUGUUGAUGUAGAUUCAGGAAUGACAUCAGGAAGAUCGUUGAUGAAGAGUAAGAAAAGCAUUGGACCCAAGAUGCUUCCCUGUGGAACGCCAGAAGUGACGGGGGACCAUGACGAAGCAGCACCCUCUACAACAACACGCUGGGUACGGUUAUGCAGGUAGUCAGAGAACGAUCUGUAAAGGUUUCCUGCGAUACCGUAAUCUUUCAGUUUUCUUAAGAGAAUGACAUGAUCCACUGAGUCAUAAAAUAACAUGAUCAUGAGAAUAACAUGAUCAACUGACGUAUGUAUGAAAACGGGCUUUAUCAUUAUUGAUAUACUUUAUGACUUUCGUGCUGUCCGUCCAAUAUGUCUCUUUCUCCGGUAAGUCCAAUUUUUCUUUAAGCAUUGUUCCGAGUUUGGCAGAUAAUACAGCAGCCGUAAGCUCCAGGCGUGGUAUGGUUACUGCUUUCAACGGGGUAAGACGAGAUUUUCCCAUGAGAAAAGCACAAUGAAUAUCUCCUCUGUCGUUAACUUGUCGCAGAUACGAGACCGUCACGUAACCUGUGAAACUUGCGUCCGAGAAGCUGUGAAUCUGUCUACUCACUGACGUUCCGAAAUCCAGGGGUUUGAGGCAUCGAGGCAAAACAAACCGUUCCAAUGCAGGAAGUUCGUUUCUCCAUCUUUCCCAACGAGCACGGUAUUCUUCUGGUAGGGCAUCAUCCCAAUCGACUUUAUCCCUGCAGAGCUCUUGAAGAAUUUUCUUGCCAGGCAAUAGAGUCGGUGCCGCCAUUCCGAUUGGAUCAUAAAUCGAACUGAUAGUUGAUAAAACACCUCGACGAAUCAGUGGUUUAUCUUUCAAGACAAUCUUGAAUCCCAGUUCAUCUGAUUCGACGAACCAUUGGACCCCAAGAGCACGUUCUAUUGGCAAAUGAUCGUAACUCAGAUCCAGGCUUUUAAGGUCCUUAGAUCGUUCUUCUUCUGGUAUUGUUUCCAGUAUGCGACGUUUGUUGCUCGUAAACUUGGUGAGACGGAAGCCGCCCUGAGCACACAUCCGGGUAACACUGUUGAUUCGCUCAGUUGCCAGUUCUUCAGUUUUCUCAGAUCUCAAACAAUCGUCCACAUAGAAAUUUUUCCUUAAGACGUUGGCAGCUUCGGUGCCUUCUUCGAACUCAUCUGCUGUUCUUCUCAGUGCAUAAUUCGAGCAGCUCGGCGAGGAAAUCGCACCAAAUAAGUGUACGUUCAUCUGAAACUCUGUUAAGUCCUGCGACAAACCACCAUUUGGCCACCAUAAAAAACGAAGAAAGGUUUUAUGUUCUUCUUGCACACGAACUUGAUAAAACAUACUUUCAAUGUCGGCCAUAAAUGCGGAAUGCUCCUCUCGAAAUCAUCGUCAGACCUCCGUGCUGAACAGACGUCUGAAAAUUUGUCUUAAGUUGAUAUAUUGCAGAUCUAUUUAUUGUUGAAAAGUUUAUGCUAAACUAAUAUGACCGAUUCUAUUAAAACAUUGAGAAAAGAAAACGAAGCUUUGAAAGGCGAACUAAAAUCCGUUGUAGCGGACAUGUUAACGCUGAAGGCGAAGUUUGAAGAACAAAGUCCGCCAUCACAGACGAGUACAUCAGAGCAAGCGAAAAGUCUCCAGUAUCUAAGCGAUGAAUAUGACGACCUAAAGUUAUUCAAAUCUUCAACAGAAAAGGAGAUCAAGCGUUUAAACACAAGAUUAACCGAGAUAUCUUUGAAGGUCGACAGCGUAUCCGACCAUAUAGAUUCAAUCGAACAAUAUAGUUAUAACUAUAACGUGAAGAUCUUCGGCAUUCCACAAACUCGGGAAAAUGAAACCUCUGCAGAUACCGCAGAUAUCUGUAUUCAAUUGUUCUCCAGUAUCGGAGCAACCAACGUUACUCUGCAAGACAUAGACAUUGCUCACAGGAUUCCUAGUCGAAGACAAUCCGACAGACCUAAUCCCAUCAUAUGCAAGUUCACAAGACGUUUAGCGAAAGCGACUGUGAUGUCCAGAAAGAAAGAAACCAGAAAGCUAACAGCUGCUGAUUUGGGCUUCGACCGCCGAACAAGACUUCAAAACGUAGCCAUAUAUGACCAUCUAACUCCUAAACUACAACAACUUCUAUAUAAAGCUAAACGCUUCCAAGCCGACAACAACUACAAGUACUGCUGGUCUAAAUCAUCAGCCAUUUUCCUGCGUGAAAAUGAGCAAUCUCGAGUGAUAAAGCUGAGUAAUAUGGCCGAAUUUGAACGCUUUAUGCAGAACCGAAAUGAUGGCACAGAUGAGUAAACUUUUACAUAUCGUAACUUAAUUAUAAACUACAACUAACCGUUGUUUAAAUGACUGCUAACGAGCGUAAAUUAUUCCUAAGGGAACUGCCAUUUUAUGGCACAAAUUAUAUAGAACUAAACAAUACUCCAUCUGGUAUUCAUACAACAAUGAAAAGUUUGAAUGCACUUUCUAGCAUACAUGACAUGGAACUAUAUAAUCUAAACCAAACUAAUUUUAGUGAUAUAGAUCCCGAUCAAUUUCUUUCAAAACACCAAAUUCGCACUUUCUAUCAUUCUUCAAACACUUUCAAACAGCUAAGGAACUCUUGGACGAAAUCUAAUGUAACUUCUAGCGUGUCUUUUUUCCAUAAUAAUAUUAGGAGCUUAAAACGCAAUCUAGAAAAUUUACAAGUCCAAUUAUUAGAUGAACUUAAUUAUCAUUUCAAUGUUAUUGGUAUUACCGAAACAAAAAUCACACAUUCAACCCAACUUAAUUUCAAAACAGAGAUUCCAGGAUAUGAAUUUGAGUACGUUCCUACACCACUAGCUUCUGGAGGUGUCGGUAUGUAUAUUGAUAAUACGUUAGAGUACAUAGUGCUAGAGAAAUGCUCAAAUGAUGCGUUUCAGGCCUUAUGGAUUGAAAUAAUCAACAAUGAUAAGAAAAACAUAAUCUGCGGAGUUAUCUAUCGCCAACACAAUAAUCCUAAUUGUUUUAUGGCAUAUCUUGAUGAAAUGCUUGAAAAAUUUACUUCAACAGGCAAGUCUCUGUGCAUCAUGGGGGAUUUCAACGUGGAUCUUCUAAAAUCAAAUAGUUGUAGCUAUGCUGAACACUUUCUUCUUUCUUGUCAAAGUUAUUCUUUGUUACCAUCAAUUGAUAAACCAACUAGAAUAUAUAAUAAUUCUGCUACUCUUAUUGACAAUAUACUGGUAAAUACAUACGACCAGAAAAUUUAUAGUGGCAAUAUCAUAUCCGAUAUAAGUGAUCAUUUUUCACAAUUUUGUGUUAUUCAGUCACUUAAAGAUAAACCAAAAUUGCCGGGAAACCGGAAAAUGCGGGAUUUUUCGCGAUUUUCAGAAAAUAAAUUCAUAAAUGAGGUGAGGCAAAUCAGAUGGAACAUAGUUAUUGAAAAGCACCGUAGAAAUGUUGAUAAAUUGUUUUCAUCAUUUUACAACAAAUUAAAUAAAUUAGUAAACAAACACGUACCUCGUAAAAAUGUUACGAAACGUGAUAUGAAGAACUUUUCGAAACCAUGGAUUACCACAGGGAUAAAAAGAUCAAUCAAAGAAAAAAAUAGAUUACUCACUCAAGGAGAGCAUGAGAAAUAUAAGUAUUAUCGCAAUAGAAUAUCAACUCUUAUUCGAGUAAGUAAAAAGAAAUAUUAUUAUGAAUAUUUCGAAAUUAAUCUAAAUAAUAUGAAAAACACUUGGGAUGGUAUUAAUGAUUUAAUUAACAGGAAAAAAGAAAAUCUU